This is a messenger RNA of Durio zibethinus, 2220 nucleotides long. NCBI's taxonomy places the organism in Eukaryota, Viridiplantae, Streptophyta, Magnoliopsida, Malvales, Malvaceae. The record is from RefSeq and is a predicted model, not a curated record.
AGUAGCCUGUCGAACCAAUUGCAGUUGAAAAUACAACUUGUCUAAAGGGCAACAAGUAUUAUCCGAAUUUUACCAAACUAGUCAGUCGUUCUCCCCCUAUAUAAAAUGCCUCACUUGUUCCUGUUCUCUGCAUCCAAAUAAGUUUGAUCCCACUUUGACUAUCCUUUUCAUUUUUGCUGGAUCACCACAAAAAUAUUACUAUAAGAAAACAGAAAAGAGAAAUGGUUUCUGUUCCUCUUACAUCAUCAGCCGCUUUCAGGUCUUUGUUCCUAGCGUUAUGUGCUGUCUGGUUGUUACCCGAUUUGGCACUUGCAAAGUAUGCAAGAAUUACCAGGCACUACAAGUUUAAUAUUAAGAUGCAAAAUGUGACAAGGUUGUGUCAAACAAAGAGCAUUGUGACAGUCAAUGGCCAGUUCCCAGGGCCUCGGAUAAUAGCAAGGGAAGGUGAUCGCCUUCUGAUCAAGGUUGUUAACCAUGUACAAUACAAUGUUACUCUGCACUGGCAUGGAAUCCGGCAGCUAAGGAGUGGAUGGGCUGAUGGACCUGCCUAUAUCACACAGUGCCCAAUUCAGACAGGGCAAUUAUAUGUAUAUAACUUCACCAUUACUGGCCAAAGAGGGACCUUAUUUUGGCAUGCUCACAUCUCUUGGCUAAGAGCUACUCUUUAUGGACCAAUUGUCAUCCUUCCCAAACGACAUGCCCCUUACCCAUUUCCCCAGCCCUUCAAAGAAGUUCCCAUCAUAUUUGGGGAGUGGUGGAAAGCUGACACAGAAACAAUUAUCAACCAGGCCCUGGCAACUGGAGGGGCACCAAAUAUCUCAGAUGCCUUCACCAUUAAUGGUCUCCCAGGGCCCUCUUACAACUGCUCAGAAAAAGAAACAUUCAAGCUUAAGGUGAAACCGGGUAAAACCUAUCUUCUCCGUUUGAUCAACGCUGCACUCAAUGAUGAGCUCUUUUUCAGAAUUGCAAACCACACCCUCACUGUUGUAGAAGCCGAUGCAGUCUAUGUCAAACCCUUCAAAACAGAUAUUGUACUUAUCACUCCCGGGCAGACCGCUAAUGUCCUUCUCAGGGCCCAAUCGAAGACCCCAAACGCGAAGUUUGCUAUGUCAGCCAGACCUUAUGCCACUGGACCUGCCUCUUUUGACAACACCACGACAAUAGGAAUUCUAGAAUAUAAGAAAUUUGCUUCUGCCUCAAACUCUAAUAACAAGAACCUGUCGCUUCUAAAAGCAAAACUUCCGCAGUUUAAUGACUCCACCUUUGCUAUGAAAUUCAGCAAGAAAAUCCGUAGCCUCGCCACUGCUAAAUUCCCUGCAAAAGUCCCCAAAAAAUUUGAUAGACGCUUCUUCUUCACAGUUGGGCUGGGGAUACUCCCGUGCUCGCAAAACCAAACAUGCCAAGGUCCCAAAAACACUAGGCCAGCAGCCGCAGUUAACAAUGUCUCAUUUGUGCAACCAAAUAUUGCUCUUCUCCAGGCUCACUUCUUUAACCAAUCAAAGGGAGUUUACACCACCAACUUCCCAACCAACCCACCAUUCAAGUUUAACUACACAGGCACACCACCCAAAAACAUCAUGUUGGACAGCGGCACCAAGGUGGUGGUGCUACCUUUUAACACUAGCGUCGAAUUGGUGAUGCAGGAUACUAGCAUCCUUGGUGCAGAAAGCCACCCUUUACAUCUUCAUGGGUUCAAUUUUUUUGUUCUGGGUCAAGGUAUUGGCAACUUUGACCCCAAAAAGGACCCUGCCAAAUUCAAUCUUGUUGACCCUGCGGAGAGGAACACAGUGGGUGUACCAUCUGGUGGGUGGGUCGCCAUUCGGUUCCUUGCAGACAACCCAGGCGUUUGGUUUAUGCACUGCCACCUGGAAGUACACACUAGCUGGGGCUUGAAGAUGGCAUGGGUAGUCAACAAUGGAAAAGGCCACAAACAGAAGCUACUACCUCCGCCUGCUGAUCUUCCUAAAUGCUGAUCGUUUCACUCUUUUCAAUUUGACGGUUUUCAUUCUAUUCAAUUUAUUUCCUAUUCUUAUAUGCCACAAGUAUGGCUGCUAGGCUCUCUUUGCUUAAGACUGUUUUUGGGUUUACGAUAACGUCAGUGUACCCAACACCAGAAAAAGAACUGGUGCGGCUUUUUCUAUAGGUUAUCAUGAUAUAUACUACUGUACGAAAUAUUGAUAUGUGGCAGAAUCUACAUAGAUCGAUUUUCUACAAAUCUUU